GCUCAAUUUCUCUGUUGUGAGUGCUUUAAUUCGAGUGUAUAGAAUCUUGUUCUUCAAUUUCUCUGUUGUUUUGCUCGGUAAUUGAUGGAUAUUUGGGAGCUGUCCCUUUGUUUGUGGACGAUGACGAGACCGCGAUGAUAUCUUCGAUCCAGCUUCGUUUUGGUGAGGAUUUGAGUUAGGAGUUUCAGAUUUCUGGUAGCUAAAGAAGUUACCUAUUGCAAUCCUUCGUUUGUGUUUAGAAAGUGGAUUCUGCGAAUUUGAAGAGUUCAUCCUUCCAUAAACAUCAGCUUCAACAUGGAUCCAAAUGCAAAAAUUGAUCCGACUGUGCAACUGGUGAAAUUGGUCUCUGAUAGACAUCUUGAUCUUUUGAGGCCAUCUGCCCGAAUUUGUUCAAUCUUCAAAGGCCAAGGAAAAGAUUCUUCUGACCAUAUAAGGAGCAAGUACACACUUCUCAGAGAUGUGGAGGAUUCUCAAGUAGGGCUGUACGACAAGCCUCUUCCGUGUUUUGGCUGUGGCAUAGGAUGGUUUUCCUUCCUCCUUGGGUUUUUGUUCCCAGUAAUGUGGUACUAUGCCACGAUUCUGUACUUCUGGAAUUCUCGUCGAGAUCCAAGGGAACGAGCUGGAUUAGCUGCGUCCUCCAUUGCUGCACUUGCAUGUUCGGUCAUCUUGUUAGUCGUCGUAGCUGUUCGCUUAUUAUAGCCCCUCGGUCUCCAUUAUUGACACUGCAUUCUUAAAUCCCUGUCCCCAUGGGCGUUGGGGGCUUGGCAAUGCA
Cucurbita pepo subsp. pepo (vegetable marrow) is the source of this 772-nucleotide messenger RNA. Lineage: Eukaryota; Viridiplantae; Streptophyta; Magnoliopsida; Cucurbitales; Cucurbitaceae. The record is from RefSeq and is a predicted model, not a curated record.